AUGGCAAGCUACAAAGAAACAGUAGCUGCAGCACUGCAACAACGCGAUAUCGGUCUUGCCAAGGUCGAGCCCAAGCUGCAAGGAAUCCCAGAUGAGCUCCCCCUCAACUCACGAGACCUCCCCAAAGCAGUCUUGACUGCACGCGAGAUAGAGAUCACCGAAAAGUACUCUGUCGUAAAGCUUUUAGACGUCCUCCGGAAGAGAGAAAUCAAGGUGGAAGAAGUAACUCGUGCGUUCUUGCGGAGAGCUGCGUUAGCUCAAGUUGCGACCAACUGCGUGGUCACUCUCAUGUGGGAUGAAGCUAUUGAACGAGCCAAAUAUCUUGAUUCUUUACCUGAACCCAAAGGCAUGCUCUUUGGUCUUCCAAUUUCGGCCAAGGAACAUCACGGUAUGGUUGGGAAGAACGUGACGACCCAUGCGUCUUUUGUAGCAUGGAUCAACAAGGCCCAUGGGUCCAACCUUCUUUACGACAAUCUGUAUGACGAAGGAUGUGUCUUUUACGUACGAACCACACAGCCUCAGACGAUCAUGCAUCUUGAAACGAGUAGCACCAUAUAUGGACGAACUGUAAACCCAUUCAACCGCGAUUUGACGUCUGGCGGUAGCAGUGGAGGCGAAGGAGCCCUCAUUGGAUUCCGAGGAAGUAUUCUGGGUGUUGGUGGAGAUAUUGGUGGCAGUAUUCGUUGUCCAGCAGCCCAUAACGGAAUCUAUGGUUUCAAACCGACUCUCAAGCGAAUCUCAACCAUGGGUGCACGAUCAAUCAUGAUUGGAAAAGAAACUGUGUCUUCUACAGGAGGUCCGAUGGCUGUUGACCGCGAGUCGCUUGAGCUUUUUAUGAAGGUAGCCCUGGCAUCCAAACCAUGGCUCAUCGAUCCUUCCCUUACCGCCAAGGAGUGGACACCAUACAAAUUCGAUCGGCCUCUGAAGAUUGCCAUUCAAUGGUGGGAUGGUGUCGUCCAGCCCCAUCCGCCAAUGACCAGAGCUCUGAGAGAAGUGGCAGAGGCUUGUCGCAAAGCUGGCCAUCAAGUCAUAGACUGGGACUGUGAACCUUUGGAUCAUGCAAAGGGCUGGGAAAUCCUCUCAGCAUUAUACUGGCCUGAUGGAGGAAAGCAAGCAUUGGAUCUUCUCGAAGCAGCUGGAGAGCCUGUCCUUCCUUUGACAAAGUUCAUUAUAGAACAACCAAGCGUGAAGAACAUGAACAUGCACGAGUUGUGGGAGCUUUGCACUAAGCGAGAAGACUACCGCGCCGCAUAUGCUCGCGCCUGGUCCUACACAGGUAACGACGACGGUAGAGAAGUCGAUGUCAUUUUGUGCCCACCUUAUUUCGGAGCGGCAUCUCCCCAUGAACAGUCACGUUACUGGGGAUAUACCGCUCACUGGAACCUCCUGGACUACCCAGCAGCAGUUUUCCCAGUAACAACAGUUGAUCCCUCUAAGGAUCCCAAGGAUGUCAACUAUGUCCCCAAGAACGAUGAUGAUAAAUUUGUUUACGAUCAGUACGACCCUGAGACAUUUGCCGGUAUGCCAAUCAGUCUGCAGAUUGUUGGGCGAAGGCAGUAUGAUGAGAAGGUUCUUGCUGCACUUGAAGAGAUCGAGCACGCCAUGGGAAGAGUGUAA
Messenger RNA from Fusarium venenatum, 1617 nucleotides. Its product is annotated as amidase signature domain-containing protein. The record is from RefSeq and is a predicted model, not a curated record. Lineage: Eukaryota; Fungi; Ascomycota; Sordariomycetes; Hypocreales; Nectriaceae.